Messenger RNA from Octodon degus (degu), 3804 nucleotides. It is a transcript of the gene Slc9a5, whose product is annotated as solute carrier family 9 member A5. Gene Ontology annotation, cellular component: membrane. The coding region runs from base 66 to 2906 and encodes 946 amino acids. The transcript has 16 exons. Gene Ontology annotation, biological process: sodium ion transport; regulation of pH; proton transmembrane transport. The record is from RefSeq and is a predicted model, not a curated record. Gene Ontology annotation, molecular function: sodium:proton antiporter activity. NCBI's taxonomy places the organism in Eukaryota, Metazoa, Chordata, Mammalia, Rodentia, Octodontidae.
GGAGGCAGCGGCGACGUGGGGCUGGCGGCUGUGCGGUGCUGGAGGACGGCUAGGCAAGCUGCAGAAUGCUGCGCGCCGCACUACCCCUGCUCAUGCUGCCCCUAGCUGCGGCGCGGGCGGCCGAAGAGCCCACCCAGGAGCCUGGGGUGCCGGGUGAGUCUCCCCCGGGCUUGGCGCUCUUCCGGUGGCAGUGGCACGAGGUGGAGGCACCCUACCUGGUGGCUCUCUGGAUCCUGGUGGCCAGCUUAGCCAAAAUAGUGUUUCACUUGUCUCGAAAAGUGACAUCUCUCGUCCCUGAGAGCUGCCUGCUGAUUUUGCUGGGCCUGGUGCUAGGGGGCAUUGUUUUAGCUGUGGCGAAGAAAGCUGAGUAUCAACUGGAGCCAGGCACCUUCUUUCUCUUCCUGCUGCCACCUAUUGUGCUGGACUCAGGCUAUUUCAUGCCCAGUCGGCUGUUUUUUGACAAUUUGGGUGCCAUUCUCACCUAUGCUGUGGUGGGAACACUCUGGAAUGCAUUCACAACAGGCGCUGCCCUCUGGGGCCUACAGCAGGCUGGACUUGUGGCCUCUAGGGUACAAGCUGGCCUCCUGGACUUCCUGCUGUUUGGGAGCCUCAUCUCAGCAGUGGACCCUGUGGCUGUGCUGGCUGUCUUUGAGGAGGUGCACGUCAAUGAAACUCUCUUUAUCAUCGUCUUUGGCGAGUCCCUGCUCAAUGAUGCAGUCACUGUGGUGCUGUACAAGGUUGUGAAGUCCCACCUUCCUGGUAUCAGGAAAGAAGAGACUGUUUGGGUGGAGAAAUGGGGUCUGGGCAAAGCUCAUCCUGGAAUCCUGGUUCUGGAUCUGAAACCUGGGGAUCAUGGUAGGGCUCCUCCUUCACUUUCUGCCAGGCAGCAGUAUUGUCAGCCCAGGAAGGGUCUGGGCCAGGGUCAUGCUGACAACCCCACUCCUCCCCCAGCCUCCCUGUUUGUGGUCAGUCUGGGCGGGGCAGCCGUGGGCUUAGUCUUUGCCUUCCUCCUGGCUCUGACCACACGUUUCACCAAGCGGGUCCGCAUCAUCGAGCCCCUGCUGGUCUUCCUCCUCGCCUACGCAGCCUACCUCACUGCUGAAAUGGCAUCGCUCUCUGCCAUUCUUGCGGUGACCAUGUGUGGCCUGGGCUGUAAGAAGUAUGUGGAGGCCAAUAUCUCCCAUAAGUCACGUACAGCUGUCAAAUAUACAAUGAAAACCCUAGCCAGCUGUGCUGAGACUGUCAUCUUCAUGCUGCUUGGCAUCUCGGCUGUAGAUUCAUCUAAAUGGGCCUGGGACUCCGGGCUGGUGCUAGGAACCCUCAUCUUCAUCCUGUUCUUCCGGGCCCUCGGUGUAGUCCUACAGACAUGGGUGCUGAAUCAGUUCCGGCUGGUCCCUCUGGACAAGAUUGACCAGGUGGUGAUGUCCUAUGGGGGCCUACGGGGGGCUGUGGCCUUUGCUCUCGUCAUCCUACUGGACAGGACCAAGGUCCCUGCCAAGGACUACUUUGUGGCCACUACUAUUGUGGUGGUCUUCUUCACAGUCAUUGUGCAGGGCUUGACCAUCAAACCUCUGGUCAAGUGGCUGAAGGUGAAGAGGAGUGAGCAUCACAAACCUACCCUGAAUCAGGAGUUACAUGAGCACACUUUUGACCACAUUCUGGCUGCAGUGGAGGACGUUGUGGGGCACCAUGGCUACCACUACUGGAGGGACAGGUGGGAGCAGUUUGACAAGAAGUACCUGAGUCAGCUGCUGAUGCGACGUUCCGCUUACCGCAUCCGGGACCAGAUUUGGGAUGUAUACUACAGACUCAACAUCCGGGAUGCCAUCAGCUUUGUGGACCAGGGAGGCCACGUCUUGUCAUCCACAGGCCUCACUCUGCCCUCUAUGCCCAGCCGCAAUUCUGUGGCAGAGACAUCUGUCACCAACCUGCUGAGGGAAAGCGGCAGUGGAGCGUGUCUAGAUCUGCAGGUGAUUGACACGGUACGCAGUGGCCGGGACCGUGAGGAUGCUGCGAUGCAUCAUCUGCUCAGUGGAGGCCUCUACAAGCCACGCCGCAGGUACAAAGCCAGCUGCAGCCACCACUUCAUCUCCGAGGAUGCACAGGAGCGGCAGGACAAGGAGGUGUUUCAGCAGAACAUGAAGCGGCGGCUGGAGUCCUUUAAGUCCACCAAGCACAACAUUUGUCUCACCAAGAACAAGCCACGACCCCACAAGGCUGGUCACAAGAAGAAGGAUGGUAUGGCCAGUGUCGAGGCCAUAAAUAAGAAACCUCGAGAUCUGGGCUUUCAGGACACAGCUGCUGUGAUACUAACUGUGGAGUCUGAGGAGGAGGAGGAGAGCAACAGUUCAGAGACAGAGAAGGAGGACGACGAGGGAAUCAUCUUUGUGGCUCGGGCCACCAGUGAGGUUCUCCAAGAGGGAAAAAUCUCAGGAAGCCUUGAGCUGUGCCCGAGCCCACGGGUAAUUCCUCCCUCACCAACUUGUGCAGAGAAGGAGCUACCUUGGAAGAGUGGGCAUGGGGACCUGGCAGUGUACGUGUCUUCAGAAACCACCAAGAUUGUGCCUGUGGACAUGCAGAUGGGCUGGAAUCAGAGCAUCUCAUCCCUGGAGAGCCUAGCAUCCCCUCCCUGCACCCAGGACCCCACUCUGACCCGCCUGCCUCCCAGACAACUGGAUGUUGAUGAGCCUCCGGCCCUUCUUGACCUGUCUUCUGACCCUCGCCCUACCUUUGCCUUUCCUCCAAGCCUCGCCAAGGCUGGUCGCUCUCGCAGUGAGAGCAGCGCUGACAUCCCCCAGCAGCAGGAGUUGCAACCCCUCAUGGGCCACAAGGACCGCACCCAUCUUAGCCCAGGCACUGCUAACUCUCACUGGUGUAUCCACUUCAACAGAGGGGGUAGACUGUAGCCCAGGGCCUUGGGAAAGAGUAGGAGGAAGUCUGUGUGAGAACUAUUCCCUGGGCAAUGGGCAAAGUAGCUUAUUCAGCCUGACAUAGAGCCAGAGUGACCUGGGAGGCCUUCUUGGGGCUGGUCCUCAUAGGGACUCUUAGAACUUUCCUGCUCCUAACUAACCCAUUUCACUUUCUAUUUCAGUAAUGGCUGAAGACCCAGUCCAGGGUUCUCAGGGCUAGGCCAAGAUAUGGGUAGCUAAUGUUCCUUACCAAGAGGUCUUCCUGGGGUCACCACAGACCCCAAGCAAGAAUAUCAUUCCUUAGUGGAUGCUGUCCUUCCCUGCCCUUUACCCCCUCCAGCACCAGAUCAGGGAUGAUGACCUGGCAAUGAAGUUCAGUGAGGGGGGCAGGUGCUGGUCCUCAGAGUGGAUGCAAUGGGAGAUGCAGCAGGCCUCAACCUGCUGGGUCAGCUACCCACGACCAAUUAUUUUUAGGGUGGUGGAAAUCUUUCUUCAUUUCUUAUUUUAGUACCUUUCCUCUACUGCCAGGUACUGGGGCAAUAGUUCUUUCUUUUCUAGGACCAGGGGUCCGGGCCAGGCUUCAGUUCAGGGAUGCUUCUUAGCCAGGGUCCUGGGGAUCUGCUGCUUUGGGUCCAAGUCCUGAAGUUUCUCAUCCUUGGAUCUGGGUUUACUAAGAUGGGAUGCAGUACUCUCUGGGUUCCCAUGCACCACCUCAACAUUUCUGCAGGCAAAGGAAUGCAGGAAUCCUAAGCCAGGCCACUGACCCACUGCUCUGGGGUCUAGGACACCUGGCUGCAGUGUGUAUGUGGGUGAGUGGCAGCUGGUGGCUUUCUUGAGGUUAGCUCCUGUGUUGUGUACUUUUGUACUUUGAACCUAAGAUACAUUAAAUAUCUCA